GCCGCCAUGAUAGUACCCAGAAUGCUUUACUCCAGUUACCAAGGCAACGACGUUUGCGUCUCAAUAAUUUGAAACAUAGGAGUUAGAAUAGAUUCUAACAUGUUCUUUUGUGUGUUUUUUUUCUCAUUACUUUAGUUUUAAAAGUCCACCCCUGACGUCACACAAGUCAACGAGCUGCGUUCAUUGCUCUAAAACUAUUACGUAGUUCAAAAAGGACAUUUUAUUCACGUUUUAAGGUUUGUGUGGCGUUAUCAUCUCAUGUGGUUGCUCGGAGAUGACAUUGUUUAUUUGUCUACACGGAAGAUUUAUUUUUGAAAGUUGAAGAAGACGUUUCCGAGAUGAAGUGCACUAUGACGUCAAGCAGCGGUUGCGAGGAAAGAGUUACAGUCAGGAGGAGUGAAUGUGCGGAUGCCGAGGCCAUUGAACGCCUCAUCACCCCUGAUGCGCGGCAGCUUUUUGGCCCAAUUAACGUCCUUCAACUCCUGGAGAAGGCCAACCUGGCAGUGACCUUGGCCAAUGAGGCCGGCGACGUGGUGGCGCACGCCUCCUUCUUUGACCAUCCCGCCGCAGCGCUGGUGGAUCCGCCUCACUGGGAAUCUUACCUGCACAAACACUUCAAAGCGGACGCCUUGACACCAUGGAACACGCUCUUCCUCCAUCUGUUUGUUUCCCAGAACUGCUUCUCCACUGCAAGCUUUCAGCACAUCAUCAGCGCUGUGUUCAACACCUCUGCUGAGCUGGACUACGUGUGCCUGCUGAGCGCAACAUCUGUCUGCUUAGAAGCGGUCUUGGGCAAGUUGUUGGAGCCCUUGCAGCGUCUGACUGAAGAAGAAGAAGAAGAAGAAGCUGCUGUGCUGAAUUUGUUAGUGUGUCACAGGCAAAGACUCUGUCCAAGACUCUAUGUCCGGCCAGCAAGGGUGGAAGACCACGAUGACGUCAUGCACAUCGUGGCUCAGGAGACCAAAAUUCUGUCGGUCAUGCGCCGGCCGUACUUCCUGUCGGAGCUCAUCGAGGCCCAGGACGAGCGUAACCACGCUGCCGUGUGUGAGUGCGACGGCGUCAUCACGGGUUUCAUCAGCGUGACUGCGGAGGUGGACGUGAGGCGACUGCAGGAGCAUUUCAACCUGACUCACUUUGGAGGUUUGUGCAAAGCCAAGCAGGUUGACGGCGACGACGCUGAUCCACAUCCUGACAGCGCCGAGGAACCGCCGCAAGAACCGUCACAAGAACCGCAACAAGAACCGCUAGAAGAACAAGAUCCAGAAGGAGGAGAAGAAGAACCCCAGGAGGGGGACGAGGAGGUUCUGUCUGGAACAUUUGAAGAACCCUCAGCAGUACCCAACGCCUUCUGUAUCCAGUUCUUCUUCUCAGAGAAGAACUAUGAGAUAAGAUCACUCGACUUGAUUCCAUACAUAUUCCAACUCUUUCCGGAUCUGGACUUCUGCAUCAUCACCGUCCCGACGUUGUCUCCGGACUUCCCGCUCCUGCAGAACUUCCUGAGAGUUCCUCCACGACCCAGCAGCCUGUUGCCCUCUGACCUCUAUGUCCUGCACCGGGAUGGGCUGAGGAGCGUCAAAGUGCGACUGGCGACGGAGUCCGACAGGAACGGCGUGGCCGACCUGAUGGCCGACAUGAGACUGGGAGGAGACGCCCUGCUACAGGACCUGGACCUCAUAUUCAACACCCAAAGUGAUGGGGCCGAACGUCCUCUGCAGGCCUUUGUGGCCGACGUGGAUGGGGCCAUGGUCGGGACGUUGAUCAUCAGCGACGAGAAGGACAUGGAGUACAUCCGGGCCCGCUACAACAUCGAGAACUUCAUCUACUUCAGCCAUCACGGCAGCCACGAGCACGCUCAGCUCCACCACUUUGUACUCCACCGCUGCUUCCAACACUUCGGUCGACAUUUCUUCAAAGAGACACUGCGGCUGGCCCGCAAGUCCAGCUUGUACCACCGCGUGUACCCGCUCGACUCGGGCCAAGAGAACUGCUGUGUGCAUCAUCUUGACUAUGUCCUGGACUGCGCCGUGCCCGUGCGCCCUCGCCGUCAAAUCAUCUACCCUCUCAUGGAGCUCGGCGCCAACGCACCUGCCAGGAGCAUCACCGACGAGCAGGCUCCGUUUGCGCUAAACCUCAUUAGCCGUAAACUGACCAUGGAGCCGAAGGUCACGGUCAACGCCAGGAUCGUCCUGGUGGGGGCGUCGGACACGGGCCUGUCCUUCCUCGAGGUCCUUUGUUUCUGCCCUCACCUGAGAUUCAACAACCUCACCCUCAUCUCGACACAUGGUUUCCCUGCCGACUGCAGCCUGACCGGCGCCAAUUUCCUGUCCACCAGCCACGCCUACAGCAGCAGAGACAUGGCGCAGCUGCCUCUGCGCUCCUGUGUGGCCGAGGUCGCUGCCAAGAUGGUCGCCAUCCAGAGGAAGUCGAAACACGUCGUGGUGUCCAGCGGCGCCAAGAUUCCCUACGAUUACCUCGUCCUCUGCACGGGCCUGCAGUACCAGGUGCCGUGUCCAAAGGAAAUGAAUCAAGACCAGCGCGACACAAACGACCAGAAGGAGGUGGCGUCCUUUCCCCCCAGGUACACCGGCACUGUGCCCUCCAAUUUAUUCACCCUAAACGACCCACAUGACUGCAACACAGCUCGAUCCUGGCUGCUCAAAAACUUUGUGAGGAGUAAAGAUAACGUCAUUGUCUACGGAAAUGGCCUUGACGUCUUCACCACCGUGGAGAUGUUACUCCGGAUUGGAGUGCGCAGCCCCUGCAUCUACCUGGUGCUGACUCCUCCUCAGCGUGCCUUGGCCAAUGAUUUGUCUCCUGCAAGUGAUGUCACCAACGACCCAACUGCUGAGGGUGAUGUCACCCAUGAGCCGCUUCGUGAGAUUGAUGUCACCAAUGAAUUGCGUUCUGAAAGUGAUGUAACAAAUGAACCGCCUCCUGUAAGUUAUGUCACUAAUGACCUGCCUCCUGGGCGUGAUGUCACCCAUGAUUUGCCUCAUGAGGUUGACAACAUCAAGGCUUCACCGUCUGAGAUUGACAACACCGAUGAUUCACUUCCUGAGAUUGAUGACACCAAUGAUUCGCCUUGUGAGGUUGACGUCACCAAUGAUUCGCCUCGUGAAAGUGACAUCACCAAUGACCCGCCUCUUGAGCAUGAUGUCGCCAAUAAUUCGCCUCCUGAAAGUGAUGUCACCAAUGACCAGGUUCCUGAGAGUGAUGUCACCAAUGACCUACCUCCUGAAAGUGACGUCACCAAUGAUUCACCUCCUGCAAGCGACGUUACUGAUCCACCCCCUGAGAUUGACAUCACUAAUGAUUUGACUUCUGAAAGUGAUAUCAUUAACGAUGCGCCUCCUGACAUUGACGACAUCAAUGAUUUACCUCGUGAAAAUGACAUCACCAUUGAUUCAUCUCAUGAAAAUGACACCACCAGUGAUGCACCUCCUGAGAUUGAUGUCACCAAUGAUGCGCCUCCUGAAAGUGACGUCACCAGCGAUGUGCCUCCUGAGAUUGACGACACCAAUGAUUCGCCUCGUGAGGUUGACGACACCAAUAACUCACCUCCUGAGGUUGACAUCACCGAUGAUUUGGCUACUGAGAUUGACGUCACCGAUGAUUUGCCUCAUGAGGUUGACGACACUAAUGAUUCGCCUUGUGAGGUUGAUAUCACCAAUGAUUCGCCUCGUGAAAGUGAGGUCACUAAUGAGUCACCUCCUGAAAGUGACAUCACCAAUGAGUCGCCUCCUCAGAGUGAUGUCACCAACAAUUCACCUCCUGAGAUUUACUCCUCCAACGAUUCGCCUCCUCAAAUUGACGUCACCAACGACCCGGUUCCUGAGAAUGGCACUUCUACAGACCUGCUUCCCAAUUGCACCGUCACCAACGAACCACCGUCUGAAACCAGUGUGCUCAAUGACCCUCUUCCCGAAAGUCUCUUCUCUGAUGAGUCACCUACUGAGCCCAGCGGUUUGUACUUUUCCGAUGCGGGGGUGGAGAGCGCGGUGAUGGCGGCCAUGAAGAAGUCUCAGCUCCACGUCCACCACGACUGCCUACUGAUGCAGAUGAACAACGGCGCCCAUCCUGAUCCUCUCACGUCCGUUUCUUUCAGCACCUCCUCAGAACCACUCCAUCUGCCGUGCGGUGUUUUCAUCAACCUGUCCAGCCGAGGAGUAGACUACGACGCCUUUAGGAGCAUCAACAGCUCCUUCCUGGUGUUCGACGGCCGGCUGGUCAUUGAUAGCGCCUUUCGAACCAACGACGCCGCCAUCUGGGGUGCCGGCCCGCUAACCAAGUUCUCCCGCGCUUACUACAGCGACGAGUGGUCACAUGCCAACUUCAACUCCAAGGAGGUGGGCCAGGACCUGGCAGCCGUGUUGCUGACGCAUUUUGACCCCACGCUGGAGGCCCCCCGCGAGACGGUGGCCGCCGGGAACCGCCUCGUUCCCAUUUACAAGCAGCCCAAAAUCCAAGGUGGCAAUUUACCAGGACGAUUAAACUAUCUUCACGUGACCAAACCGGUCGCCAGCAGCCCGCGAGGACCUUCUGUGGGACACGCCCGACGUAUUGCGACAGGCUGCCCGGAGAAUGGGGACUACUUCUGCUUGCAUCUGGACCGCAACCAAGUGGUGGAGACCGUCACCUGUUUGUCCUUUAAGCCACUCCCUGUGCACAACCUGAUGUGUCUGUAUGCCAAACACCAGCAACUCCUCGGACAACUGCUGGUUAGACUGCACCUGCAGCAGAUACACGACCUCUACAGCUUCUUUAGGCAGAGCUGGUGUUUGGCCAUCUUUCACGAUCGUUUCUCUGACUUCGAGGAGGAGAUUCUUCAGCUCACCUCGAACGACGCUACGGUUGAUGGAGAGGAGCCUUGGGGCAGCGCCCCUCAGGACGUGAUAAAGGAUCCCGCCAGCAGAGCGGCACUGAGGAGCAACGCGGCCAAAUAUUUGUCUUUCAACCGCAACCUGCUGCCCAUGUUCACUUGCCCAGAUGACUUGUGAUGUCAACGUCAUCACAGAUGACAUCAUGAUCAUCACAGGUGACCAUGGGUGGCAAAAGUACUCACACCCUUAAAUAGCGUACAGAUACUUUACAAUUGAUUGUCGUGGGAAUUAGCCGUCACCUUGUGUAGUGGAGUAAUAUUGUUUUGAUUUUAAUCGUUGUUUAAAUUGCUCCAAAGAAGUUUAAUCAUAAAUCAACUCCACCAUAAUCAUAAAUCAACUCCACCAUGUUUUUAUACGUUUUAACAAUAAUCUUGCUUUUAAGUAGGGCUGCAAAUAACGAUUGUUAAUAAUCGGUUAAUUUGUCAAUUACUUUUUCGAUUAAUCGAUGAAUUUCCAUGUGAAAAUGCAGCAGUAUAGGACAACAAUAUAAGGGAUCAAAGCAACUUGAACACAGCAGUGGUUGUAAACUCAAGCAAGAUGUUUUUUUUGUUUUGUUUUAUGUCUGAAAAGUUGUCAUUUUGGAGCAGGUGGAAUUCUGCCUGACAGCGACAAUAAAAUAAAAUAA
Molecule: messenger RNA, 5505 nt
Organism: Phycodurus eques (leafy seadragon)
Lineage: Eukaryota; Metazoa; Chordata; Actinopteri; Syngnathiformes; Syngnathidae
Gene: cfap61
Product: cilia and flagella associated protein 61
Exons: 24
Coding region: 339-4997 (1552 amino acids)
Source: RefSeq, a predicted model, not a curated record